Gryllus bimaculatus (two-spotted cricket) is the source of this 906-nucleotide messenger RNA. The record is from the annotation of a GenBank genome assembly. NCBI's taxonomy places the organism in Eukaryota, Metazoa, Arthropoda, Insecta, Orthoptera, Gryllidae.
AUGUCAGGACAUGCUUUAGCUUCGUUAACUGCUACUUAUACUGACUCAGAAGGAGAAGAUGACGCUUUGGAAGAACAAAAUGAUAAGUCUCCAGGGGAAGAAAACAGUGCUCAUUCUUCUCAUUCCAAUACUGGUAUAGUUACACCUCCAGUUUCUAGAGCAGAUGUUCGCGUUACAGUGCCUGUUACUGCUACUGCGACGGCUCGACUUGUAUCAUAUCAUGAUGAUACAAUCGUGUCAGACGAUGAGGGUAAUAUCGCCGACUUGAAUGAACCCGAACGGCGGAAGUCCAUUACGAUAGAGCCCGAGCCAGAACCAGUUGUUGAUGGCAUACGCCUUUUUCCAGAACCACAGGGAAGAUGCUCUAAUGAACUUCAAGAGAAGAUUAAUCGUUUGCAUGAGAAAAUGCAGACCAGUGGUUUGGAUAUGAAUCACGUUAUACAGCACAAAAAGGAUUUUCGCAAUCCAAGUAUUUAUGAAAAGUUGAUUCAGUUUUGUAGUAUUAACGAACUUGGAACUAAUUAUCCUGCUCAUGUUUAUGACCCAUUACGCUGGGGGAAGGAAUCAUAUUAUGAAGAAUUAGCUAAAGUUCAAAAAGCAGAAAUGGAUAAACAUGAGAGGGGAAAGAAAGGUGAAGAGCGUAAGGAAAAGACUAAAGUUGAAUUUGUUUCUGGAACGGCCAAGCGGCCUGGUAGUGGCUCUGGUGCAGAAGAUGAAGCAAAACGUCGAAAAUCAAAGUGGGAUCAAGUUGGAACAGUGAUAGGUAGCAGUUUAGUUGCAGCACAACAGAACAUUCUUAAGCCAGUAGGUCUUGUGCAGCAACCUUCUCUUACUUCAAGUGCAACUGGCACCAAGAGUACUGUAAUAUCAGCUUUUGGUUCCCUUCCCCGCAAACCUCGCCUGUGA